CGCUUGCAAGUGGGGAAAAAGAUUUAAGCAAAAUGAAUCAUCAUCAAGAAAGACUUCUUGAACCAGAAGGAGAAGCUCAUAAAAAAGGUGAUUUGAAAUUGAGAAUUUGUGAAGAAAAUAAGAAAAUAUGGAGAGUCGGAUUUCCUGCUAUGUUAGCAAGAUCAACACAGUACGGAAUGCUUGUAGUAACACAAGCAUUCAUCGGACGUAUCGGAGAGGUUGAUCUCGCGGGUUACGCGCUUAUUCAAAUAAUCGCUAUUGGCUUCGCAAAUGGGAUUUUACUAGGGAUGUCGAGCGCAACGGAAACUCUGUGCGGCCAAGCAUUUGGCGCUAAACAAUACCACAUGAUGGGGAUCUACGUACAAAGAUCAUGCAUCAUUAAUCUUGUUGCCGGGACAAUUUUACUCCCGCUCUUCAUCUUCUCCGCUAAAAUCUUCAAAUUACUCGGAGUAGACGAAGAAAUUGCGGAAAGAGCAGGAUACAUCUGCUUGUGGUUCAUUCCUAUUCUCUAUUAUUUUGUAUUUUCUUAUACUCUGCAGAAAUACUUGCAAAGUCAGCUCAAGAACUGGAUUGUUGGGUGGCUAUCGGCUGCUGCGUUUGCACUACAUGUGGUUCUGUCAUGGAUUUUUGUCAGCAAGUUAAAUUGGGGAAUUCCUGGAGCUAUGAGUGCUUUGAUUAUAUCAAGUUGGUCAAUCAUUAUCGGUACAAUGAUUUACAUAACUUGCGGUUGGUGUCCGAAUACGUGGAAAGGGUUUACUUUAGCUGCCUUUUCUGAUUUAGUUCCUGUUCUUAAGCUCUCUGUAUCAUCAGGUAUCAUGCUUUGCUUAGAGCUUUGGUACACUGCUAUAUUAGUGCUGCUGGCUGGGUAUAUGAAGAAUGCAGCAACUCAAGUAUCUGCUCUAUCAAUUUGCGUCAAUAUCACAGUUUGGGAAUUCAUCUUAUGCAUUGGCUUCUUAGCUUCCGCAAGCGUACGAGUUUCAAAUGAAUUAGGAAAAGGAGAUGCUAAAGCAGUCAAAUUUGCAAUUAAAGUACUCAUCACAGAAUCAACCUGUGUGGGAAUUUUAUUUUUCGUUUUGUGUUUAGCGUUGGACCGCCAAAUUGCGAGAUUGUUCACAAAUGAAGCAAAUGUGAUUGAAGCUGUGUCCAAGCUUUCUUUUCUGCUUGCUUUGUCUGUUCUACUUAAUAGCUUUCAAGCAGUAUUUUCAGGAGUGGCAGUAGGUUCCGGUAGACAAACUACAGUUGCAAUUAUUAACAUAUGCAGCUAUUAUAUAAUUGGCGUUCCGAUUGGCAUUAUUCUUGGAUAUGUUGCUCAUAUGCAAAUAACGGGUAUAUGGAUUGGAAUGGUGAUUGGAGUUAUAAUGCAAGUUAUAGCACUUAGUUUCAUGAUAUUCACAACAAAUUGGGAUGAACAGGUAAAAAAAGCUUCAGAACGUCUCGAUCGUUGGCUAUUAAAACCAUCAGAUGAAUCUAAUAACAUAAUAAUUCCAUCAGAGAAAAAUUGAAUCAAAAAUAAAUUUCGUUUGUUUUUAAAGAACUGUCGGCCUAUAUUGCGCGUAUAAUUUUUAUUUAUGGUAGCUGAGUAGGUUACGAAAUUAUCAUGUGGGACUUGGUCAAGUGGUGCGUUCAUAAUGUUAUAUUUUAGGCUCAACACAUCACAUUCAUUCACAUCAUGGCUGUAACGUUUGAUGAUCGACUUUAAAUGUGAUGCAAUUAAUGAAUUUUAUUAUUAUUAUCAAACGAAAUUAAUUC
Messenger RNA from Mercurialis annua (annual mercury), 1749 nucleotides. RefSeq names its product protein DETOXIFICATION 24-like. The transcript is spliced from 9 exons. Bases 33 to 1502 code for a protein of 489 amino acids. Gene Ontology annotation, molecular function: antiporter activity; xenobiotic transmembrane transporter activity. Gene Ontology annotation, biological process: xenobiotic detoxification by transmembrane export across the plasma membrane. The record is from RefSeq and is a predicted model, not a curated record. Gene Ontology annotation, cellular component: membrane. Lineage: Eukaryota; Viridiplantae; Streptophyta; Magnoliopsida; Malpighiales; Euphorbiaceae.